Molecule: messenger RNA, 540 nt
Organism: Dracunculus medinensis (Guinea worm)
Lineage: Eukaryota; Metazoa; Nematoda; Chromadorea; Rhabditida; Dracunculidae
Source: the annotation of a GenBank genome assembly
AUGCAUCAUCCAAAUAGCAGUGAAAAUCGUUUGCCAACGUCACACAGAUGGUUUUUCAGUCUUGAACAUUUAUCGCAAUCACCUUCAAUUAAGGAUGGCAUGACAACGGAUGAGUUAUAUUUUCGUUCUUCGUAUAUCGUUCUUUCAUUUUUCAGAUCACAACUUUGCAUAUGUGCAGCGAUGAUGCAUAUGCAUCGCUUCUUUGUUUUUCAUUCGUUCUCAAAGUUCGAUGCAAGGGAUGUUGGAGCAGCAUGUCUUUUUUUCGCUGGAAAAACUGAAGAAUGUCCUCGAAAAUUGGAACACGUUGCUCGCGUCCUAUGGCUAAUCAAAUUUCCUUUUACAAACGGUUACAUUAUUUCAUUAGUUUAUAAAACUGCAUUUGCAGCGUUUGAUCUAUCAGUUGAUUUGCCGCAUCCUUAUGUUCUCAAAAAUAUGGCAAAUUUUAUUCGAGUUGCCUCUGCAGGUAAUCGAAAAAUUUCCGAAAUCGCUUUCUGGUUUGCCAGUGAUGUCUUAUAUGGUAUGGUAAAACUCUUACAUUAA